Molecule: messenger RNA, 2236 nt
Organism: Peromyscus maniculatus bairdii (prairie deer mouse)
Lineage: Eukaryota; Metazoa; Chordata; Mammalia; Rodentia; Cricetidae
Gene: Ier2
Product: immediate early response 2
Source: RefSeq, a predicted model, not a curated record
UGGGUGGCAGCAAACCGGGAGAUGCUGAAUGCCGAGCGUGGGGACGGCAGUCGCGCCGUGGAUAUAGGCGGCUGUGGCGUAGCCCCCUCCAGGGUCAGCCCGCGUCGUCCGUUCCCACUUCCCACCCGUGUUCGGGAGGACAGAGAAGGAAGGCUGGAGGCUUCGUUUGUUUAGUAAAUAUCGAUCAGGUGAUUGCCUCAGGCUUCUCACCUGGAAGAAACAGACCUGACCGUACUUUCUGCGGAGUGGAGUGAGGAGUCAGACACUGAAUCAAGAGAAAGCUCGACAGCCCCGGCGUGAAGGAACUGCUUAAUAAGCAGCAGCGUUUUUACUGGGCAGAGAAAUUAACUAGCUGGCUGGUAGGCGCGGGGAACAGUGCCCUCGGGGAAUGCGCCCCGCUCCGGGUCUUCCUCUCUGCAAAGGGAAGGUCACCACCCCGCCACCCGUUGGCUAGUGGGUGGGCCUCAUCGGCUAGCCCGCCAGUGGGUCUGAGAACCCAGACCAAGCUGAGGCCUCGGGGCGCAGUGGGGGAGACUCUUCCUUGCCGGGGCUCACGUCCCUUCUCCUUCGAGGCGUAAAUUGACCUCUAUUGCUUUAAGGAGUCUCUGGCCAGAGUGGAAAGCCCGGAUGAGGCCCUCUGAUUGGGCGUGGCGUCCCCGUGACGUCAUGCUGACUAUAUUAGAAGGGCUCCGGCACGCUUCCCCCGCCGGAACUCCUAGCCGCGUACCUGCCGGGGUGAGUUAGCUGUCUGGGCAGCACCGCCCGCGUCAAUCCGUUCCCGGCUCUCCUCUACGCUCUCGUCGAGCAAGCAUGGACGUGCAGAAAGAAGCGCAGCGCAUCAUGACCCUGUCGGUGUGGAAGAUGUACCACUCUCGCAUGCAGCGGGGUGGCUUGCGGCUCCACCGGAGCCUACAGCUCUCCCUCGUCAUGCGCAGCGCUCGGGAGCUCUACCUCUCAGCCAAGGUAGAGGCCCACCAGCCCGAGUUCCCGCCAUCCGGCCGGACGCUUGACCCUCGCCUGCACCCGCCGCGGGAAGCCGAAGCUGCCGUGAGAGCGGCGGCCCCCGACGCGGAGCAGUCCCCGGAGCCCAUGGACACGCAGGAGGAAGCGCGGCGCGUCCAGGAGACCCCUGCGCCCUGUGACCCGCCCCCCGCCAGAGUCAGCCGCAAGCGCCGGAGCAGCAGCAACCUGAGCGACGGCGGUGAGGUCGGACUAGCACCCAGCAAGAAGGCCCGUCUAGAGGAGGCGGAGAGGGAGGACACGUCGGAGGUCGCCGAUCGCCUGCAGCUUCCCCCCGCACAAGCCGAAGGCGCCUUCCCUAAUCUCGCCCGCGUCCUCCAAAAGCGCUUCUCCAGUCUCCUGAACUGUGGGCCCGCCGUGCCCCCGCCGGCGCCCCCCGCGUGCGAGGCCAAGCCAGCCUGCCGCCCGGCCGACAACAUGCUCAGCGUGCUGGUGCGAGCCGUGGUGGCCUUCUGAGCAUUCUGAGCGGCGUCGCCGGAGCCGAAAACGCACAGCCGAGGCCAGGGCCGGCUGCGGAAAGCCUGCGGGGCCCGUGAUGAAGAGCCGCGGCCUGAGCUGCCGGAGGCCCGGGGGAGGACUGAGGAGCUGGGGGCGCGGGCGCCUUUUCCCAGACGUGCGUCCACAGGUGCUGUUAAAGGACUGUCCCCUCCCCGGCCGGGAGAAGGGACACCUGGAUCUUGAAUCUCAGGGUCGGACUCUUGGCCUGGCGGCCCUUUCAAGGCCGUUUCACUGGCAUACGCGUUUUGGCCCCUACAAGUGGCACGCUUGUGCAAGCGGUCAUAGUUGCGUCAUGGGGCAGACGCGGGUGCUUCCUGUUGCCCUGCGUGGGUGUGGGGCCUGGGAGGAGGCCAGGGUGUGGACCCGCCCUGGGGACGGGGAAGUGACUUGAGUCACCUCGCCCCCACCGGCUGCUAUGGGUGAGCCGGCCUUCGGCGGCCGAGAGCCUGGACUGGACCGAUCAAAUCUUCUUGUAAGCAGCGGAGGUCUGGAGACGCUCCGACUGUCAGCCUAGACCGCCCGCUCGCCUGGCGUGGACCACCGCGGCAAGGCUGGUCGCGGUUGCUGUCGUGGACCCGGCCUCUUCGGGCAGGAAAGGAACUUUUUGCCAGCACGUUAAGAAGUCUGUUUACCUUUGCCAGGGUGGGCUGUAUUGAGCACCCGUCUACUUGGCGUUUUACAAUGUCAGCUAGGAAAAUAAAGACGUCGGAGUAAAGAG